This is a messenger RNA of Lottia gigantea (owl limpet), 369 nucleotides long. RefSeq lists its product as hypothetical. The coding region runs from base 1 to 369 and encodes 122 amino acids. The transcript is spliced from 2 exons. NCBI's taxonomy places the organism in Eukaryota, Metazoa, Mollusca, Gastropoda, Lottiidae. The record is from RefSeq and is a predicted model, not a curated record.
AUGGAAGAGUUUCUGGCAGCCAGAAGAGUUGAUAUUUUGAGAGAUGAAAAGAUUGACGACGAUUGCGUCAAGAUAAUGACGGAUGAAGAAUUAACCAAAUUUAUACCAGUUUAUGGUGACAUACUUGCAUUAAAACAAUUCUUUCAUAAAGAGAAUGAUAAACAAAAAAUAAAGAAGCAGAGUAUAUUUGAAACUUUGAGAAUAAAAUUAAAAUUUGUUUCAGAUCAAAAUCAGAAAAAGUCUUUUCAAGCACUUAAGCCAGAAAAAACAGUUGGCAUGGGAAUUAUGAUAUACGACGAAGACGAACAACGUUUCCAUACAGUGAGAACGAAAAAUGGUGGGGGAAAUUUGUCUGUGAGCUCGCCAUAA